CCGCUACGUCUACCUCGCGCUCCACCACGCCCCGAAAAGCCCCACAACACAAACCCUAGCGCCCGCAAUGUCGAAGCCCCAGGCCGCCGACCUCGAGGCCGCAGCAGGCGUCACCGCCGCGGCGGCGGAGAAUGCGAAGGCUGGCGAGGCCCCCUCGGCGGAGGCGAAGCCGAAGAAGAUGGUGGCGGAGGAGGAGGACCCGCGCCUGCGCUGGGCGUUCGUGCGGAAGGUCUACGCCAUCCUGGCCCUCCAGUUCGCGCUGACGGCGGCCAUCGCCGCCGCCGCCUGCUUCGUGCGCGCCGUCCCGCGCUUCUUCGUGUACGGGCCCCCCGCCGCCGUCUGGCCCGUCUACAUCGUCAUCCUCAUCGCCCCCCUCAUCGUGAUGUGGCCGAUGUUCAAGUACAGGGAGAAGCACCCGGUGAACCUGUAUCUGCUGGGCCUCUUCACGCUCUGCUGCAGCCUCAGUCUCGCCGUCGCCGCCUCCACCACCGCCGGUACAGUGGUUCUGCAAGCUGCAAUCCAAACAGCAGCUGUUGUCAUUGGCCUUACACUUUUCACAUUCUGGGCCGUCAAGAAGGGCUACGAAUUCACCUUCAUGUUCCCCUUCCUCUUCGCCUGCCUCCUCACGCUGCUGGUGUACAUCACCAUACAGAUCUUCUUUCCACUGGGAAUGGUCGGCAUGACCAUCUACGGAUGCAUCGCCACAUUGGUGUUCUCUUGCUUCAUCAUCUACGACACCAACAUGCUGCUCAAGCGCCACACCUACAACGAAUACGUCGUCGCCGCCAUCUCGCUGUACCUGGACGUCAUCAACCUCUUCAUGGCCCAGCUCUCAUUCUCCGUCCGGUGAUUGCCGGCCUCACUAACCUCACCCCCGCUACAUGGUGGAUCACGUAGCUGAACAUAUCUAGUUGCCUCACAUUACCUAGUAGCCUACAGUCUAUAGAGCUGGAGACCCUGGAUCUGUAAGUAGUCAACUCUGGCUAGCUAAAAUACAUAUCGAUGCCCUGGUAGGCCGAUAGUUAUACAUAAUCUUGAAACUUGAGAUAUCUCGCAGUCUGUGAAUCUGCGCCGGGUACGUAGUUCUAAUUGUUAGACCUCUGCAUCUGAAACCUUAAUGGAGAGAUGUUAUAUACUCGCUAAUCGCUUGUUCUCACAAUGCUGUAGCUGCUGUUUUGUUUGUUUUGCUGAAUGUGGUUACUCUCGCAUCUUGCCAAUCAGUCUGGUCAUCGCUGUGCAGAUGGCUGCUGCUUGUGUUCUGUUUCUCUGGUGGUCAGAUCUGCCGGGCAGUAGGAUUGAUCUGGUUU
Messenger RNA from Phragmites australis (common reed), 1307 nucleotides. Its product is annotated as protein LIFEGUARD 2-like. The transcript has 4 exons. Gene Ontology annotation, cellular component: membrane. NCBI's taxonomy places the organism in Eukaryota, Viridiplantae, Streptophyta, Magnoliopsida, Poales, Poaceae. The record is from RefSeq and is a predicted model, not a curated record. Bases 68 to 850 code for a protein of 260 amino acids.